This is a messenger RNA of Oenanthe melanoleuca, 4441 nucleotides long. It is a transcript of the gene TPGS2, whose product is annotated as tubulin polyglutamylase complex subunit 2. The record is from RefSeq and is a predicted model, not a curated record. Gene Ontology annotation, biological process: protein polyglutamylation. The coding region runs from base 76 to 951 and encodes 291 amino acids. The transcript is spliced from 7 exons. NCBI's taxonomy places the organism in Eukaryota, Metazoa, Chordata, Aves, Passeriformes, Muscicapidae.
CGGUUACGGGGCACUAGGAAGGACAAAAGGCAUUGUUCUCUGUCGGGCUGGGCGGACAGGAGGGUCCCGUGGAGGAUGGAGGAAAAACUCCCCAGCGGUAUCAAGCCCUACCUGGACAAGCUCACCCUGGGCGUCACAAGGAUAUUGGAGACUUCCCCAGGAGUUGCUGAAGUGAAUUUUGUGGAAAAGGAGCCAGCUGAACGCCACACAAUCGUCUCUUGGGAGCAAAAAAACUCCUGUGUAUUACCUGAGGAUUUAAAGAACUUCUAUCUGAUGACUGAUGGCUUCCAGAUGACCUGGAGUGUGAAAACUGAUGAUACCCCAAUGCCCCUGGGCUCCAUGGUGAUUAACAGUGUCUCAAAGCUGUGUCGGCUUGGGGGUUCCUCUAUGUACACUCUGCCUAGUGCUCCAACUCUCGCUGACCUGGAAGAUGACACAGAUGAGGAAGGUAAUGGAGACAAACCAGAGAAGCCACAUUUUGAUUCUCGUAGUCUUAUCUUUGAAUUAGACCCAUGCAAUGGGAAUGGGAAAGUUUGUCUUGUUUAUAAGCAUGCUGAACCAGUGGUCUCCCCAGACACAGAGAUCUGGUUCCUGGACAGAGCUCUGUAUUGGCAUUUCCUCACCAAAACCUUCACAGCCUACUACCGCCUGCUCAUCACCCACCUGGGUCUCCCACAGUGGCAGUAUGCCUUCACCAGCUAUGGGGUCAGCCCCCAGGCCAAGCAAUGGUUUAACAUGUAUAAACCCAUAACCAUCAACACUGCACUCCUGUCUGAAGAAGCUGACUCAUUUGUGAACAAGCUGGACCCCAAUAAGGUAUUUAAAAGCAAGAACAAAACUCCAGUGCUCAAGAAGAAACCACCUUCACAGCCACCAGGCUCCCAAAAGAGUCACACGACCACGGCCUCCGCCAAGACACCCUCACUAGCUAGCAAUUCUUCAAGGAAGUGAGCCUGCCGGAUCUGACCCUGGACAACAUUUGCAAUAAGCUUUAAUGUUUUCUACUGCAGAGUCUCAGUCUUUCAGACCAAGUUCCUUGUGCAUGAAUAGAUGUGCUCAUGGAAAACACAUUGCAGCACUUGCAUGAAAUAUAGCUGUGAUGUGGAUGUAGUUCCUGGAGACCCUUAAAAAAAAAAACUUGAAACAUCAAUUUUAUUCUCUUCUGCUACUUGCAGCCCGUACUUUUCAGAGGGCAUGAAGAAACCUUUGAUGUCACUGCUCCAUAGGGAAGCUUUUGUACAACUGCAGCAGUGAAAUUAAAGCAAAUGUAAUUCAGUGUAACUUUAACAGACCCAUGCUGAAGUAGAGGGUGUGAAGAUGUUUCUGCCAUGUCCUUUGACAGAAAACUGUCCUGAUCUUGCAUGCUGUCGGAGCAGACUGGAACCCACUGAGCACAAAAGUAUCUUUCACUCCAGACAGAAUCAAACUCUGCAUUUCCCCAUGCUUCAUCCAACUUCUGCUAUGAGAUUCAUGGUACAAUGGGACUCAGGAUUUCCAUGUCUCUGCAUUAGUCUAGCCACUUCCUCUGCAUCCCAGACCACUUUUUGGCCUUCAUGCUGUAUCUUUUCAGAUGAUAAUAUGGUUUAGAAUAAUCCUUAAGCAGAAGCUGUGAGAUCCUUUGUUGCCUCCCUUUUGUGGGAACUGCUGAGCAGAGAGUCAAUGGUAUUGAAUCCCAUCAGCCAGGAGGACCCCUUGGUUUGUCACACAUUCAUUUGCAAAGCUGACCAUUGAAACAGACACUUUUCAGUUGUGCAGGAUCUCACCAGGGGCCACUGAGAUCCUACAGCCUUAGAAGCCCCUGAUGCUGUUUUCUAUACUGUGAGAUUUCAGGUUAGAGCUGCACUUUAACCCAUUCACUGCUGGUUUUCAGUUACUCCUGUUUGUUUCCAUUACUUUUCUAUGCUAUUCUGUCUUCCAAAUACACUGAACUCAUGGUAGCACCCAACACAUUUUGUGCCUGAAUAUGGAAAUUUAAAUCACUGUCUUCAAGUAAGCAUUGCCUAUUUAAACAGCCUCAUCUCUAAUUUUUGGAACCACCACAUAAUUACAUAAGACAAACCUACCUCACAGGGAUGUUGUGAGGCUUUCAUGAGUAUUCUGAGGACUUCAGAAAGAUGAAGCCAUCCUGUAAGUGCUUAAUAGUAUUUUAAUAAAUAUUUGAAUAUUUUCCUCCAAAGUGAUUGGGUAUUUGAAGAUGCUUUGGGGAGCACAUGCACAAAAGGAUGCAAAGGAUGUAUGGCAAGAGCAAUGUUCAGGAUGGAUUGUUUGGGGUGUUUUUUUAGUUCUUAGUAGAGAACUUGUCAGUAGAGAAUUGAGAAGGAAUGGGUUACUUUUAGCUUUUAGCUAAUUCUUCUUGAGCUACUCAGAAAUUCCAUUUAUUUCACACAGGCCAAAAGACUGAACUGUGUGGCAGCUGUUCUACUUGUAUCCUGCAGUCACUGUACAAAAUCUCUGCAGCCAUCAGCUCCUGCUCAGGCGUAUUUUGGUGCUUCCAGCACUGCCAAGGUCCUCUUCAAAUGCUGUUUCUGUGUUGCUUGGCAGCCACUGUCUGCCACCCCCAGAUGACAAAAAUCCUCUAAUGCACCCUCUCAAGCCCAUGUGCAUCUUGAGACAGGAGAAGAUCUGUUGUAGCUGCUCUACUGAUAUGAAGGGAUCUCUAACAAGAAAGCACACGUGAGUACUUCCCACCCAGUCCCACUCCAUGCCAUGGUAAUAGCUUACUUAUCCUUUUCAUAUUGGGAUGGGAAUGAUCAUUACAGUCAGUAAAUCCCUUUUCUGGAAUUCCAUGCAGUGAUGUUCUGUCACUUCCUAGUCUUGGAGAACUCUGUGUUGUUUAUUCAUGGCAUCCAGCCCUGGGACUGCAGUUAUGUGCUUGACAAACAUACCAGACUUGCUUAAGCACUUUCUAGAAAAGUUUAAGAGUGUUGUCACCCUCCUGGGAACAGGCAGCUUCUCAUAGUGUUCUGCUUUUAAUCCAGUGACAGCUCCAACUUGUAAGGCUGUUGCAAGCCCACUUCCAAGGUGGAGGUAGCAGAAUUCCUGCAGCAGUGGGGCAACAUCUCAUUUCUCAUGUAUUCAGAGUAGAAAAAAAGUAUGAGGGGGAGGGCAGUUUAUUCAAGUUUUCAGAGACACUGUCACAGAAGUUCUCUGACUUCUUCCCUGUGGUGGGAGUUGGUGUAGCUCAAGUCUAGAGUGUUAGUACACACAUGGUUCUUUGAUGCUAGCGUGUUCCUGCAGAACUGUGGCAGCAUUCAGGAGACUAAUUUAGUUUAGUAAUUUUUUAAUACUUCCUGAAUGUUCAGAUAAAAACAAAACAAAACAAAAUAAAACAAUACCCAAAAAACAAGCAUGGAAAAAAACAACCCAGCAGGUUUCUGUUUCUAUUUUAGACUGUCCUUGUUUUUCUCUCUUUGUGCUGUUCCAAGCUAGGUGUUUGUUAGGGUGACAGAUAUGCAAAUGAAGCAAGCCUAGGCCCUUGGUCCAUCACUGUAGUAUCUGCCUCUUACCAAAGAAUAUUCGAGAUCAAAAUUUCUGUGUUAACUAAAUAUUGUUGUUUCUGCCACUGUCAAUGCCUGUAUUUUGUCAAUUAAUAUAUAUGUAUCUAGAGACUUGUAGCUCUGCUUUGCUUUUCUUCAGAAUAUGAUGAUUGUUUGGGGAUUGAGUUUUGGAUUGGGUUUUUUUGUUUGUUUUUGGGGUUUUUUGAGGGGUUGUUUUUUUUUUUGUAUAUUUUUACGCAGGGAGAUUGAAUCUUUUCUUGAGAUCACAGUCAGGUCUAGCCCUACACAGGCCUGCUCAAUAUUUCAGAUACCAAGUUUGUCUGUUUAAGCAGUGUAGGUUUACUGAAAUCGAGUCUCUCAUCCCUCAUCCUUCAUCCAUCACAUGAUCCACAUCCAGCUGCAUAGUAGACAAACAGAUGUGCCCUUCACAUGUGUCAUCACAGCACAUGGCUGUCACAGUCUGGAAGCCUCCAUGCCUUCCUGCUCUUUCUCAUGUUCAGUUUCAUGGGCAGGGUAGUUGUGAAAACCAAUGAAGAGUUUAUAGAUUAACACACCAGCAAGACAUCCCAGAAUUGGAGCUGUGACUGGGAUCCACCACCAGGCGUGCUCAGUCCUAAAAUGAAACACAGAAGAGGCAGCUGGUGAGCCCAACUGGAACCACUGCCCUGUCACCACAUCCUGCUGGAGUGGGAGUGAGCUGUGUGAGCAGAGGAGUCUGUUCCACUCAAGGCACUAAGCCUACAAUUGGCUUAGACAAAUUCACUGUCCCCCCACUUAAUUGCUGGAGGGAAGGUCAUUUUCCCCAUCAGCAUGGAAAGGUGGCUUCACACUGCAGGUUUCUUGUUCUCCAAAAGAAAUGGGCUGUGUGGUCUUGAUGAAUGGGACUCUCAGACAGACAUAGGCAUUUUGCUUCCCUGUUUCCAAUAAAAUCUAUGAUUCCUCUA